Scylla paramamosain (green mud crab) is the source of this 1158-nucleotide messenger RNA. Its product is annotated as tyrosine-protein kinase Yes-like. Gene Ontology annotation, molecular function: protein kinase activity; ATP binding. Bases 1 to 1158 code for a protein of 385 amino acids. Gene Ontology annotation, biological process: signal transduction; protein phosphorylation. The transcript has a single exon. Gene Ontology annotation, cellular component: cytoplasm. The record is from RefSeq and is a predicted model, not a curated record. Lineage: Eukaryota; Metazoa; Arthropoda; Malacostraca; Decapoda; Portunidae.
AUGGGGCCUCGCCUGGUGUGCCUCGUGAAACCCGACGAGUCUGGUGUGUGUGAUCUCCAAGAGACGCGCCUGAGCAAAGUGCGCCGUCUUGUACUGGACACUCACCAGAGGAACAAGCAACUGCUGCUUCAAGACUCCUCUGUGCCGCAGUGUGUGCGUUAUGGCUCCUGCCGGAGUCAUAGCGUGCCUCCCCGCCUCCCUCUCCUGUGCCUCCACACAGACCGAGGCGUGCCCACCAUCCGCCUCCUUCACUUUCCCGCCUUGAAUUGUAGGGGCCUCCUUAACCCUCUGGUGAAGAGCAGGAUGGAAUCAGAGCUAGACUUUCUCCGCCGCAGCGUGCCGUUCUUAUCUGCAGAGGAGCUGGACAGUCUGGAGGUGGGGACGGACAUCACUCCUGGCAGCUACGCCAUGGUGCAGACGGUUACAUUCCGCGGCAGACUCGCCAUCAGGAAGGUGAUGUUAUCAGACAGCUUUCUGGAACUUCUGCUGCGGGAGGCACGCGUGCUGCUGCAGCUGGCCGGAGCGGGCGGCGCGCCGCGCGUCCUCGCCAUGUGCACGGAGCCUCCCGCCAUCCUCCUGGAAUUUGUGGGGGCAACUUUCCGAGAGUUUCUGUCAGAGUGUUCGGACGUGGCGGUGCUGCUGGACUCCCUGGCCAAGGUGUGUGAUCAGGUCCACGAGAUUCACGAGAAUGGUUUCAUCCAUUGCGACCUCAAGGCGAACAACAUCACGGUGUCGGGGGAGUGGCACAACCCUGACGUCCACAUCAUAGACUUCGGUCUGGCCACGCCCAUCGGCCAGCCCUUCGACAGUAAGUUUGCAGGCAUUGAGUUUCACAGCAAGCGGGACUACCUGCAGCACUGGAUGUCCCCCGAGAUGAAGGCUGGGGAGCGGCUGCGGCCCUCCAGCGACGUGUACAGCCUCGGGGUGCUGAUGAUCAGGAUGACGGUGAUAGCCAACGACGCGGGCCUCACCUCGGCAGUCACAUCGUUGCUCAUGGCCUGCACGCACCCUGAUCCCGAUAAGCGGCCCACUCUGCCUGACGUGGCCGCCUGUCUGCGAGACCUCAGGCUGAAAGUCCUCCAUAAAGACACUCCUGAUCCCACAGCAAGCAGGUGGAGCCGCGACACUGCCGUCCUGCUCGGUAACAUGUGGAUAUGA